Oryzias latipes (Japanese medaka) is the source of this 968-nucleotide messenger RNA. RefSeq names its product transmembrane protein 17 (gene tmem17). Gene Ontology annotation, biological process: non-motile cilium assembly. Gene Ontology annotation, cellular component: ciliary transition zone. The record is from RefSeq and is a predicted model, not a curated record. Lineage: Eukaryota; Metazoa; Chordata; Actinopteri; Beloniformes; Adrianichthyidae.
UUUAUUUAUUUUUCAAUCCCUGGCAUCAGGGGGGGCUCCGUACAGUUUCUGAUUUUAAACGAAAACAUUCUGUGUUUGGAUGCGUCCUGAAAAACUUUCAUAUUUAUCGCGAGAUCUUGUGCUGCUUAGUGGCGACAGUAGACGAGAGCACGUCAGAGCGCGAGACCCAGACCCCUGGUAUCUAUGGUAACCCACGUUGCGUUUCAGAGCGUCGGAAUCGGCAGCUCCUCUGUAUGCGGCGUGUUGCUUUCAGCGGGACGUUCCUCGCAGCAUGGAGCUUCCUGACGCCGUUAGGAAACGUUUGGAGGAUUUCUCCCGUAACGUCCUUUUUGACCGGAGCCGCACUGAGGAGUUUCCCAAAGGCACCGGGACGUCUUUCCCUCACGACCGGCGGGUUCAGUCCAGCCUGCAGCUCCAGCUGUCCCUGUACUUCAACGUGUGCUUCUUCCCCUGGUGGUGGAUCUGCGAAACUGUCAUGCUUCAGCUGAAGUAUCCUGCCUUACCGGACUAUUACAAGUUCAUCCUGGUGACUGUUCUCCUGCUGAUGACGCUGAUCGAGGUCAUCAGACUUUACCUGGGUUACGCUGGGAACCUUCAGGAGAAGGUUCCGGAGCUGGCGGGCUUCUGGCUGCUGAGCAUCCUGCUGCAGUUUCCUCUGGUCCUCUUCCAGCUCUUCAACGAGGCUCUGCUCAUCCAGCCCCUGGAGCGGGCGGUCCACGUGGUCCUGUGCUGUUUCGUGCUCACACAGGCUCUCACGGGGUUUGUGGCGCUGCGGGACAUGGUCCGACACACAGGAAGCCAGUUUCAUCUGCGACAGUUUGACUGACGACAGAAGCGUCUCAGCACGGCCCGGCUCAUCAGGACCGGGCCUGAAACCCACCCGUCUGUGGUUCUGCUGGUUCUGAAACAUGACUACAUAUUUAUUUUUGUAUUUCUUGUAAGUGAAUAAAGUGCCUUUUCCCCUGUCA